Messenger RNA from Pundamilia nyererei, 1966 nucleotides. RefSeq names its product major facilitator superfamily domain containing 9 (gene slc67a2). The transcript is spliced from 6 exons. Lineage: Eukaryota; Metazoa; Chordata; Actinopteri; Cichliformes; Cichlidae. Gene Ontology annotation, biological process: transmembrane transport. Gene Ontology annotation, molecular function: transmembrane transporter activity. Gene Ontology annotation, cellular component: nuclear envelope. The coding region runs from base 60 to 1493 and encodes 477 amino acids. The record is from RefSeq and is a predicted model, not a curated record.
AUAGUUAGAGCGGAUGAGCGCUUCCGCCUUGGCUGUAGCCGUGCUGUCAAAGCGGGAGGAUGAUCAACCAGAAAUGUAGCACUUUAUUACUGAAAGACAGAAGACGGAGGAGGAUUAUAAAAUGUAUCUAUGUGGUGGGCUUCAUGGACUUGUUUGGGGUGAGCAUGAUCAUCCCACUGCUGAGCCAUCACGUGAAGGCUCUUGGAGCAAGUCCCACUGUGGCCGGUAUUGUAGGAUCUACAUAUGGGAUCUUGCAGCUUUUCUCGAGCACUAUAGUUGGCAGCUGGAGCGACGUGGUGGGUCGGAGGUACUCUCUGCUGACCUGCCUGCAGCUCAGCGCUCUAGGCUACGGCCUGCUGGGGAUGUCCACCAGCAUCGCUUUGUUUGUACUUGCACGGAUACCUGUGGGGUUGUUCAAGCACUCACUCUCCAUCUGCAGAGCUCUGCUGUCUGACCUGGUGUCUGCUUCAGAGCGCCCUCUAGUGAUGGGACAUUUCAAUGCCGCCUCCAGCGUGGGCUUCAUCCUGGGCCCUGUGGUGGGUGGCUACCUAACUGAGCAUGAAGGAGGCUUUUAUACAUCCUCUUUUACUUGUGCAGCCAUCUUCAUUAUUAAUGCUGGCCUCGUAUGGAUGAUACCACAGAGUGAGACUCUGGCUGACCGUAAUGACACUGUCUGCAGAAACGACACGAGUGCAGGGUAUCACGAAAACCACUUUAGUAAAUCUGUACAGAAUGGUUCUCAUACAAAUAGCCACCACCCAUUGCUGACAGCAGAGACGCAGCAAGAGUCUACAUCUCCUGGAAAGCAUCAAGGUGGUUUCAGGUGGAGGGAUGUGUCUUUUCUUCAGCCAGUCUGGAAACAGCUGUCCUCAGUAGGCUCCAGGAUCCACAUAGUGGCCUCAUCUGACAUGUGGGACCUCUUCCUUGUGCGUCUUCUGAUGGCCAUAGCUAUCAUGCUCUACUACAGUAACUUUUCUCUGGCCAUGGAGGAGCGCUUUUCACUCAAACCAAAAAUGACCGGUUACCUGAUCAGCUACAGCAGCACUCUAGGGGCCCUGGCUGGGUUCCUGGUGGGGCCAGUCACGCAGCUGUAUAAGAACAACAUGCCCGCUUUACUGCUCCAUUCGACGGUGCUCACCUGUACGCUUAUUUUCCUCUAUGCUGCUGCGCCGAAUGUUUGGCAAGUGCUGCUCACCUCCACCUUCUUUGCCAUUUCUACCACUAUCGGACGGACAUGUAUCACAGAUUUGGAGCUGCAGAGGGGCGGGGUCCAGGCCAGCGGGACUCUGAUUGGAGCCGGGCAGUCAGUUACAGCUGUGGGUCGAAUCCUGGCUCCUCUCCUGUCUGGUUUGGCGCAAGAGUUCAGCCCUUGCGGCCCCCCAAGUCUAGGAGUGGUGCUGGCCCUCGCAGCUGUGGCUUUACUACUCAUCAGAAUUCCCAAAUGGGACGCGAGGGAGAUGACAAAAACAGCCAAACUCAGAAACUCUAAAUGAAUUUUGAAAUCACAAAGAAGUGCUCUUAAUUGCAGGAGACCAGCUGGGACAAUGAACAGCAGACUCCUCGAGGGAACGGUGAAGCCAACUCGAACGUGUUAUUCUUAAACAGGAUAGCCCUUCUGUUGGUGCGAUGACAUCACAGGGUGGAAAUAUUGUGACGUUUCAAUCACACCAGCACUGAAGUCUUCGUCUCGGGGACAGGUGAAUCAAAAGUCACGUGCACUGUAGGAAUGAAGACACUGCUGCAAAAUGCUGACGUUUGACAGCAACCUUUGGGCACAAACUACUGGAUUAUGACUGUAUUUUUAUGACUUUGUUUUUAAUGAAGUUUUGUAACCACUGCAAUUUAGCUGGAGUUGAUGAAAGCAGGUCUGCACUACAUGCCCGAAGAGGAGGGUGAUUUAAUUGAAAUAAUACUUAAUUCAUUAAAUAAAAAUUAAAAAGAUGACUGUCAAAGGCAGGCUAUUACA